Ostrinia nubilalis (European corn borer) is the source of this 440-nucleotide messenger RNA. RefSeq lists its product as uncharacterized. The transcript is spliced from 3 exons. The coding region runs from base 81 to 440 and encodes 119 amino acids. Lineage: Eukaryota; Metazoa; Arthropoda; Insecta; Lepidoptera; Crambidae. The record is from RefSeq and is a predicted model, not a curated record.
GAAAGGCUCAAGUGUGAAAUGGAGAGUCCUCAACUUUUAAGACAUAGAUAAGAAGUUUUUGCAAAUUAUUUGUGUUGAAAAUGCGAAGUUCCAUUUUACUGAUUAUGUUGAACUUGGAGUUCUUGCAGGCGUUUUUUCUAUUCGCUGAAAAACACGAGCCCAUAUUGUUUUGUUUCAAAAUCUGUCCGUUGUACUGCUCGCCGCGGCGGCGUGACGAGGAUGCAUCAUCCCUGAUCUACAUCGAAGACGAUCCACCUCCCCCCUAUGAGGACUACAGUCCCCACCCUUACCACGCUGGUCACUACAUCUUCUGCCAUUCCAAGCCGACUACGAAGCCCAAACCCACGACAACUACACCUAUGCCGACCACGACAGAAGAGCCUACAUUUAUAUGUUUGUUAUGUAUGAAGAAGUGCGGGUUUCCGCCUAAAAGUAGAUAA